Molecule: messenger RNA, 1899 nt
Organism: Trichophyton verrucosum HKI 0517
Lineage: Eukaryota; Fungi; Ascomycota; Eurotiomycetes; Onygenales; Arthrodermataceae
Product: calcium channel subunit Mid1
Exons: 2
Coding region: 1-1899 (632 amino acids)
Biological process (GO): calcium ion import across plasma membrane
Molecular function (GO): calcium channel activity
Source: RefSeq, a predicted model, not a curated record
AUGCCUUGGCCGAAGCUCACUCCUCUCCAAUCUCGCUUUGCCGCCUCCCUCGCUGCCACCAUCCUCCUUAUAAUACUCUACUUUGCUCUCUCCAACCCACACCUCGCCUACGCAACAGACGUCGAUGCUCUGAUAAUAGAAAGGCAUGGCCCUCCGGAUUUGACAUUUACAGAUACCCAAGAGCAGAUUUCCGUACAGUGGGAUCAUGUUUCUAUACAAGGAGAGAAUAGACUGGACACUGAGGAUGGCGCAGAUAUUGAGCGGAGGGCGGCUCCAGGAACAGAGGCCCUGGCAAACAAUGUUGCUAAGUUGAAGAAUAUAAAGAUUGGGGAAGUACAGUAUUGGGUAUUCCCCAAGGAGGCGGUGCAUGGCCCCAAGUCCCCACCUACACCGGGCUUGCCGUCAGAUAUAAGCGUCAUUCUGGAUGGAGGCACGACAGAUCCGGGUAGCAACUCUGGAGGCUCCAAGGACUCGGAAGAUUCGGAUAAUGUAUUCAAAUUGGACGUCCGGGGCACAAAAUUAUCUCGUCGUUCUGUUUCCGUACAUAUCACUGCAAAUACUUGUCUUCAGCCAGAGCUCAACGUUACCCGUGCCGCCAAAGACGCUGGACCGCCUCAACUGGAAAUGUAUGUGUCUACGAGCAAAACGUUCGAUAGGCCUGGUCCACAGUACAAGGACAACUCUGCUGUUACCCAUAAACCCUUUGAUGGAGGCUACGUUGCUGUAAAUCCCGAUGCAGAUGAAGAUGUAUACAUCGCCGUUGCCGCUCCAAAUAGCACCCGGUACUCUGGAAUAUAUAAUUACGAAAUCGCAGCCUCGAUCGACGCCCCGUUCCAUGGUCUCGAUAAUAGCAGUUCUUUCCUCUAUUUUGUGGACGGUGAUAACAAUGCAGCUCUUUUACAAACAAAUGAUACCACACGUGAACCACCAGAGUCGGAAAUAUAUAAAAAGUGGCUGGCCCUCGAUCCACCUCCUUUUACGUUAUUUGCUCAUAAUAUGAACGAUUCAGCUAUUUUGGGUCUUCAGCACUCGUACUGCGGUCUGCAGAAUAAUGCACAGAUAAGCAAGAAACAGAAAAGCCUAGAUGUUGGCAUGACUGCUCGUGGUAUAGACCAUAAGCCCAAGCAACAGAUUUAUGCUAAGGGCCUCAAUAGCAGCUCUGUUUACUAUGGAUUCUUAGCCAUGGAAGGAAAUUCAACUGCUUAUGGAAACAAGGUUGUAGGGGGCGGAGGAAAAGUGUGGAAAGCAAUGAAUUUCACAACAAAAAGAGUCCCAUCCAGUCCGGAACUCAAGGUUUCUCAGCUUAGCGAGAUAUAUGACACACAAGCGGAGCAAUUAUACCAAAAUUUCAGCUAUUCUCUUAAGCAGGUAUCCUGCAAUGCUCCCGCAACAGAGCAGUAUUCCCUUGCAACGAACUGCUCUCAGUGCGCAGGUGCCUAUAAGCAAUGGCUUUGCGCAGUCACUAUACCCAGAUGUCAAGACUUUUCCAGUGACCUUCCAUUCCUCCGUCCGAGAAAUACUGGCCAACAAUUUCUCAAUGGCACCAUGCUACCAGAUGACUACUCAGGCCGCUUGAACGUUUUAACCAAUUCUUCUCGAAACCCACUUAUCGACAUCAAAAUUAAACCAGGGCCGUAUAAGGAAGUCCUUCCUUGCCAGGACCUAUGUCAUUCAUUAGUUCGAAGCUGCCCUGCGUCAUUUGGAUUCGGAUGUCCCACAGGCCAGUGGCUAAACUAUUCUUAUGGGCAGCGAAGUGCCAACGGAGAUAUUACCUGCAGCUACCUCGGGGCCGCGUAUUUUUUGAAUUCGGGAUGGAAGUCCGUGGAUGGAAUGAAGUUUAUUUUUUCCUUUACACUUGUGUUUUGGGGACUCGUCUGGGGAUUUUCACAUUGGAACUGA